Drosophila bipectinata is the source of this 735-nucleotide messenger RNA. Its product is annotated as UPAR/Ly6 domain-containing protein bero-like. Gene Ontology annotation, biological process: positive regulation of voltage-gated potassium channel activity; sleep; regulation of synaptic transmission, cholinergic. NCBI's taxonomy places the organism in Eukaryota, Metazoa, Arthropoda, Insecta, Diptera, Drosophilidae. The record is from RefSeq and is a predicted model, not a curated record.
AGUGGCCAACAGACGCUCGCCGACCGUCGUUCCGUCAAGGUCUGUUUUUUAAUAAUAUUUCCCACACACAACCAACCGAAACCCAAAGAGUUUCUUUCGAAUCUGGAAAAAUGGUGUCAAGUGUAAAGCUUUUCCUGGGUCUUACCAUUUUGGCCACUCUGGCCUGCACCGGCUAUGCCAUCAAGUGCUAUCAGUGUGAUUCCUUUACGACUCCCCAGUGCGGCGAGAAGUUCGAGGCUGACGAGAAAUUGCUGUUCGAUUGCUCCAGGAUUGCCCCGCCGCGGUUUCUCCAGAGCUUCUUCCCCGUCCGCAAUGCCACGGGAUGCAUGAGGAAGGUCAUCGAGACGGGAAUCGGCAAGAACCAGGUGGUGAGGAGCUGCUACUUUGGAGAUAUUAGCAACACACAGGUUGGCUGCCAGGCCGAUCCUUCCUUGCCAUUCGCCAAGCAGCUUAGCUGCGAAGCCUGCCCCAAGGACGAGUGCAACGGAUCUGCAUCCAUUGCUCCCAUCGCCGGCGCUAUCCUGCUCUUCUUCGGUGUGGCCCGAAUCCUGGCCUAAAGAUGAAUUGUGGUCGAGUAACCCAUCUACCCCAUCCAUAUCUUAGAUGUUGUGAGCAUGCUACGAUAAGAAUCCCCUUAAGGAUACGCUUAAAUCACUUUUUGAAUCUCUGUUAAUUGUUAUACACCUUUCGCUUCAGCAAUAAAUAUGUGAAUUUCAGUUUUUUCUAUCACCCAAA